CGAAAAUUUCAAGUACAGUUGAACUUAACAAACACGUUUCGCUUCAUUAUUUCGACACCUUUAAGAUUUCGAUGCUUUUUCCUUUCUCACGCAUCACUCUUCUCUUUUGACCCACAUAACCUUGAACCUUCUUCCUCCCAAAAAGCUUCUAUUUUUGGCCUCAAUCUUCAAUUUCCUCAUCUGGGUCACCUUCCUUUUCUUCAUCCAAACUAACCUGCAUUAAUUACAGUUCAAAUUUCAGUUUUGUUCUGUAACACGACAACACAAUGAUCAUUAAGUUGAAUCCUUUGUUGUUGUGUGUUUUGGUUUUGUUUUUGGAGUGUUGUUUUGGUAGGUUUUUAGUGGAGAAGAAUAGUUUGAGAAUCACUUCUCCAAAAUCGUUGAAGGGUAGUUAUGAAUGUGCCAUUGGAAAUUUUGGGGUGCCUCAGUAUGGUGGAACAUUGGUUGGUUCUGUUGUGUAUCCUAAUGUGAAUCAGAAAGGAUGCAAGAAUUUUACUGAUUUCAGUGCUUCGUUUCAUUCCAUGCCUGGAAAUUUUCCCACCUUUGUUCUUGUUGAUCGUGGAGAUUGCUACUUCACUUUGAAGGCGUGGAAUGCACAAAAUGGUGGAGCAGCAGCUAUUCUUGUAGCUGAUGACAGAGAAGAAACACUAAUCACGAUGGACACUCCUGAAGAAGGGAAUGUUGUAAACGAUGAUUAUAUAGAAAAGAUUAAUAUUCCUUCUGCUCUUAUCAGCAAAUCCUUGGGGGAUAGAAUCAAGAAGGCUCUCUCAGACGGGGAGAUGGUGCACAUAAAUCUUGAUUGGCGAGAGGCUCUUCCACAUCCUGAUGACAGGGUUGAGUAUGAAUUAUGGACAAAUAGCAACGACGAAUGUGGGCCAAAGUGUGAUAAUCAAAUUAAUUUUGUGAAGAGCUUUAAAGGAGCAGCUCAGCUACUUGAGAAGAAGGGGUUCACUCAAUUUACCCCGCACUAUAUAACUUGGUAUUGCCCUAAAGAAUUUUUAUUAAGCAGACGAUGCAAGUCUCAGUGUAUAAACCACGGGCGGUACUGUGCUCCGGACCCUGAGCAAGAUUUCAAUAAAGGGUAUGAUGGCAAAGAUGUUGUUGUUCAGAACUUACGUCAAGCUUGCUUCUUUAAAGUGGCGAAUGAAAGUGGAAGACCUUGGCAAUGGUGGGAUUAUGUGACCGACUUUUCAAUCCGUUGCCCCAUGAAAGAGAAAAAAUACACAGAAGAAUGCUCGGAUGAAGUUAUUAAAUCUCUUGGUGUUGAUCUGAAGAAGAUUAAAGACUGUGUUGGAGAUCCUCUUGCCGAUGUUGAAAACCCUGUUCUCAAAGCCGAACAGGAAGCACAGAUUGGCAAAGAGUCUCGUGGUGAUGUUACUAUACUGCCUACUCUUGUUAUAAACAACAGACAGUACAGAGGUAAGUUGUCAAGACCAGCGGUUCUCAAGGCAAUGUGUGCAGGUUUCCAAGAGACCACUGAACCAUCAAUUUGCUUAACUCCAGACAUGGAAACAAACGAGUGUUUGGAAAACAAUGGUGGUUGUUGGAAGGAAAAAUCAUCUAAUAUUACUGCAUGCAGGGACACUUUCCGAGGAAGAGUAUGUGUAUGCCCUGUUGUAAACAAUAUUAAGUUUGUUGGCGAUGGAUAUACUCACUGUGAAGCUUCAGGAACCUUAAGCUGCGAAUUCAACAAUGGAGGUUGUUGGAAAGCAUCCCAUGGUGGAAGGCUUUACUCUGCUUGCCAUGAUGACUAUAGAAAAGGUUGCGAGUGCCCGUCAGGGUUCAGAGGUGACGGAGUCCGGUCAUGUGAAGAUAUUGAUGAAUGCAAAGAAAAGUCGGCUUGCCAGUGUCCACAAUGCAAAUGCAAAAAUACCUUUGGGAGUUAUGAGUGCAAGUGCAAUAGCGGUUUGCUCUACUCACGAGAAAAUGACACGUGUAUUGGUAAAUAUACUUCUUCGGUAGUGAGUAUUUGGAUGAUUAUCCUUGUGAUGGUUGUUACACUUUCUGGAGGAUAUGCAUUUUACAAGUACAGAAUCCAGAGAUAUAUGGACACUGAGAUACGUGCAAUUAUGGCUCAAUACAUGCCUUUGGAUAAUCAACCUCUUAUUAUUCCUAAUCCUAAUCAAGUUCAUCAUGAUAUUUAGGAGGUCUUGUUAAUCUUUUUAUGUUGUUUUUUUUUCUUUUUUCUUUUUUCUUUUUUUCCUGAGGAGAAUAAUAGUCUUUAACUUAGAUCAAUCUUAGAUCAAUCUGAACAAAGAUGCUGGUGCUUUGUUUCUUUAGGUAUUUACCUCUUGUAAAUCUCAACAAUGUGAUGGUGAAAUUAUCCUUAUUUUCCUUCUGAUUUUUAUUUUUUUUUGA
Messenger RNA from Medicago truncatula (barrel medic), 2358 nucleotides. Its product is annotated as vacuolar-sorting receptor 1. The record is from RefSeq and is a predicted model, not a curated record. The transcript is spliced from 12 exons. NCBI's taxonomy places the organism in Eukaryota, Viridiplantae, Streptophyta, Magnoliopsida, Fabales, Fabaceae. Gene Ontology annotation, molecular function: calcium ion binding. The coding region runs from base 267 to 2144 and encodes 625 amino acids.